CCCUGCUAUAUAAUCCAGAGGAUCUCCCCGAAGAGCUUACGACAGUCCGCCAUGACGAUCAAGCUUACCUACUUCAACCUUAGAGGUCUCGCCGAGCACACUCGCUACAUGCUCCACAUCGCUGGAGUCGAGUACGAGGAUAACCGCUACCCGAUCGAUGUGGCUAAUGGCUUCAAGCGCCCUGAGUUCGACGCUGACCAGGCCAAGGGUGUCUUCGACAUGAACAUGGGCCGCAUCCCCCUCCUCGAGAUCGAUGGACAAGUCAUUGGUCAGUCCCGCCCCAUCGCCAGAUAUGUUGCCCGCAAGUACGGUUUCAUGGGUGACAACGACAUCGAGGCUGCCCAGGUUGACGCCGCCUUCGAGCACGUUAAGGACAUCGUCGAUGCCUACCAGAAGCCCAGGAGCAUCACCGACGAGGCCGCCAAGAAGGAGGCCAUCGAGAAGUGGUUUUCCACUGAUCUCCCCACUUGGUACGGAAAGCUCGAGAAGUCGCUUGCCUUGACCUCCAAGAAGGAUGGAUGCGCUGUUGGAAGCAAGCUCUCUCUUGCUGACAUUGGAAUCUACUACCUUGCCAUCUUCUUCUUUGACGACAAGGCUGCCAACAAGGCUGCUUGGGAGAAGUGCCCCAAGAUGAAGGCUGUGGUUGAGGCUGUUGCCAACCACCCCAAGGUGAAGGAGUGGGAGGCCAAGCGCCCUGACACCGUCAUGUAAACCUCAUGUAUUUCUUAAAAGGAGUCUAGUGAA
Molecule: messenger RNA, 744 nt
Organism: Guillardia theta CCMP2712
Lineage: Eukaryota; Cryptophyceae; Pyrenomonadales; Geminigeraceae
Exons: 3
Coding region: 52-711 (219 amino acids)
Biological process (GO): glutathione metabolic process
Molecular function (GO): glutathione transferase activity
Source: RefSeq, a predicted model, not a curated record